GGGUAAUACCGGACAGCGGGGUAAUACCGGACUGCGUUGUUUGUGCACGUAUCGGCAUAUUAUUGAAUUUCGCGCUCAACACAGGCUGACCGUUAGACAUCUGAAUCUCAGUUCUCAGUUUAGUCGCUGCCACGUGCUUGCAAAGAGAGUUAUCACAAAAAUUACAAAAUUUAGUGUGUGAUUAUAUGAAUUAACUGAUUUUAAAGAUGCCGCGGAAUUAUAAAAGAGUCACCGAAAAAGCUUCGUGGAGAGAGGAGGAGUUGCAAGGAGCACUCCGUGCUAUACAGAAUGGUAUGUCGUUAAGAAAAGCUGCAAUAAAAUUUUCAAUUCCAAAAUCUACGUUACACGAACGACUUAAAAAUGGCACUGCCCCUUCUGGACCUUCCUUGGGCCGAAAGCCAGUUUUUUCAGUUGAAGCCGAAAAUGCACUUGCUGUUCAAAUUAAGAAGCUGGCAAAAGUUUUUUAUGGAAUAACUCCCCAGGAAGUACGAAGAUGUGCUUUUGGAUUUGCACAAUCAAAAUGAGUCCCCUUUAAUCAAGAAAGAAAAAUGGCUGGUAAAGACUGGGAAAGGGGCUUCAUAUCUCGUCACAAUAUUACGUUAAGGAAUCCAGAAGCAACCAGCAUUAACAGAAUUACAGCUUUUAGUCGCAAUGAAGUUACCAUUUUUUUUAACAAUUUAUCCAGACUUAUGGAAAAAUAUGCAUUUUCACCCAAUAAAAUUUAUAAUUGCGAUGAAACUGGGGUCACUACUGUACAACGCCCAAAAACUACUCAAAACAAAUGAGACUACCCCUGAAAAAAAUAGUAGUGUGAAUGAGACAGAAUUAAAAAAUGUUUCCUUUGCCGAGAUAAUUCCUCUACCAUCUUGUUAUCACGAAAAUGUUGUAAAGAGACAAAAUAAGGCAAACAAGCAACACCCUAUUGUAUUUACGUCAACACCGCUAAAAGAAGAGCUAGAAAAAAAAGAAGACAAGAAAAAUAAAAAGACAACAAUCAAAUCAGAUAAGGCUAAAAGAAAUGUAUUUGUGACACAGGAGGGGUCUACAUUAAGACAAAAAUCAAAGCGAACAAAAAUUGCCUUAAACUAUAAAAUAUGUGAAGAAGGAGAAAGUGAGAUAGAGGAUGAUGACGAUGUUAGGGACAAGAACAUUACCGAAGACAUUUGCAUUUUGUGUGGAGAAUUUGGCAAGAACAGUGAACUUUGGCUAAGAUGUGUGUAUUGUGGUCAUUGGGCACAUAAGGCAUGUUCUAACUCUCCAAAAGACAAAAAAUUUAUUUGCGACUUUUGUUUGUAAAAGGUGUCCGUCAUUACCCCAACAUAGAGGGUAAUACCGGACAGUGACAACUUUUUUUAUAUGUAUAUUUUUAAUUUUGUAUUGUAAUUUUAAAAUGUUUUUUUAAUCAAAAUUUGUAGACUAACAUGUGUUCUUCAUUUUUGCUUAGGUUUAAAAUUUUAAUGUCGUCUAAUAAUAAAAUAAAUUCUAAUUAUC
Molecule: messenger RNA, 1491 nt
Organism: Diabrotica virgifera virgifera (western corn rootworm)
Lineage: Eukaryota; Metazoa; Arthropoda; Insecta; Coleoptera; Chrysomelidae
Exons: 2
Coding region: 652-1296 (214 amino acids)
Source: RefSeq, a predicted model, not a curated record